AUGGGGAACAGCGCGCUCCGCGCCCACCUGGACACGGCGCAGAAGACCGGCGUCUUCCAGCUCACGGGGCAAGGCCUGGCCCAGUUCCCCGAGGAGCUGCAGAGGCUGGCGAGUCACCUGAGGACCAUCGACUUAUCCAACAACAAGAUGGAGAGCCUGCCGCCCUUGCUGAUCGGGAAGUUUACCCUGCUGAAGAGCCUCGCCCUGAACCACAAUAAACUGAGCUUUCUGCCGGAGGAGCUGUGCAGGCUGACAAAGCUGGAGUCCCUGCAGCUGAACCACAACCACCUGACGGAGCUGCCGGCGUCCUUCGGGCAGCUGGCGGCCCUCAAGACCCUCGGCCUCUCGGGGAACCGCCUGCGGGCCGUGCCCGCCCAGCUCGGCCACCUCGGCCACCUGGACUUGGUGGAUCUGUCCAAGAACCAGAUCCAGAGCGUGUCUGACGGCAUCAGCCGGCUGCAGGCCAUCGAACUCAACCUCAACCAGAACCAGAUUUCCCAGAUCUCCGUGCAGAUUUCUCGCUGCCCUCGCCUCAAAGUCCUCCGCCUGGAAGAGAACUGCCUGGAGCUCAGCAUGCUUCCCCAGAGCAUCCUCAGCGAUUCCCAGAUCUCCCUCCUGGCCGUGGAGGGCAACCUGUUCGAGAUCAAGAAACUCCGAGAACUGGAGGGCUACGACAAGUACAUGGAGAGGUUCACUGCCACCAAAAAGAAGUUCGCGUGAUGUCAGCCGGGAGCCCGGGGGCAGCGGGAUCGGGAGCAGAGGCCCCGCCGGCUGAAGGAACGACCGCUCCCGCCCUCGCCCGGGAUGGCCGCGGCGG
Molecule: messenger RNA, 817 nt
Organism: Tachyglossus aculeatus (Australian echidna)
Lineage: Eukaryota; Metazoa; Chordata; Mammalia; Monotremata; Tachyglossidae
Gene: LRRC57
Product: leucine rich repeat containing 57
Exons: 5
Coding region: 1-720 (239 amino acids)
Molecular function (GO): protein binding
Source: RefSeq, a predicted model, not a curated record